CUUCCGUUUUGUCUCUAAAAAUGAUGAGGAGAGGACAAUAUCUUCGUUUGAAGGAUACUGCAACUAAAUGGGACAUUUUUGAUGUAACAGAUUUAAAAGGAAGUGUUUGGGUCCUUGUGGAUAGCUGUGUGUAAAAUGAUCAGACCAUCACAAUUUCACAAGAAAGUGUUACAUCUUUGUUCAACACAACCAGCAAUACCACCCUUACAACUAAAGAUCUCAUACAACCAUACCUUGCGACCUUGGAUCUCCAGUGAACUCAUCACCCUGCAUCAUGGACCAGCAGCGUCUGCUUCAUCAGUUCAUACAGCGAACUGGACUCGAGUUAGAGGCUGCAGCCAGUAUUCUUCGGAGAACUGACUGGGACCUUGUGGAAUCCUACCGCAUGUUUGACAAUUUAGUCAAGAUUGGCAAGAUCAAGCCCGUCCAGCCACCAAUGCAUUCCCGCUUGUCCAGUGCUCCAGGGAUGACUGGUGGUCAACCGUCCCGCUCAUCAGCUGGUCCAGGAAUGACCAUCAACCAGCCAUCCCGCCUGUCCAGUAAUCCGGGGAUGAACAGUGGUCAGAAUAUGUCAAAUGCCCAGCGGUACUCAAGUGGACAGCCCAGGCAGGAGAGCUACCCCAGGGGUACAGCUUUAUACCGUGGGCCACAGCCACAAGAGAGGAUAAUUCCCAUACAGGUGGAGAAGCCUCGUCCACUGUCACAGGCGGCGGGCCGCACCUCCACCCCUCCCCCAAUGGUCAAGAGACCAGUCAGUCAACAAGUGCAGUACAGGGAUCAUCCAGGUGACAGAUAUCCUGGGGAGCAGAGUAGGCUGUCUGGAGACCCAAAUAGAUACCAAGGAAACCAAAACAGGUUUCAAGGAGGCCAUGAUAGAUAUCCUGGGGAUAUGUCUGCAGGUCAUAACAGGUUAGAUGACCGUGCUACGUUUCAAGGGGAUCAAACUAGGUUAUCAGGGGACCAAGGUAGGUUUCAAGGUGACCAUAACCGGAUGCAUGGUGAUCAAGGGAGGUUACCAGGUGACCAUUGCAGGUUACCUGGAGACCAGGGCAAGUUCCAUGUUCAAGCAGUCAAGCCACAAACUACCUCCUAUCAAGGAACACCUGGUCAGUAUAUGUCUGGACAAGGGAGAGGCCUGGAGAUCAACUCAAGGUCAAAUGCUCCCUCUUAUAGUGCUGAAAAUGGACAAAUCAGAUCUGGUAUAGGGUCUGGUCCAGGGCAGAAAAUAUCAAUCAUCAAUAUCCAGGGUCCUGGUCAGCAUUCAGCAACCGAGACUGAAAAUCAGAAAAGGUCAGAUACUUCUAUACAGUCUGGAAAUCCUCACACCACAGGAUUUGGAUCUCAGGUUAAGCAACAAAGUCAAGUGCCAGUGAUAAAAACACAUUCUCAGGCACCAAGACCUCACAGUGAGGUCCUGCAUGACAACAGGGUAUCACCACCGAGAAUGGUGGGAGGCUCCUUACCCCAGAACCAGAUGACAACUACACAGAGGCCAGUCAGUGAGAUUGUCACCAGUGGUAAACACACCUCGACUGGUAAACCUGACACCAAGUCUGCUGAUGUGACGCCCACAGGGGACCAAGGAGAGACAGAGGUCACAGGGGGUCUCGACACCAAGGCUUCACACGUUACUCCAUCAUCUCCGCGGCCCUUGAAGCGUGGAUUCUCUAAGAUCGUUGAGAAUGAGUCUCUGGUGAGUGCGACCAGGAGUAGCCUGUUACAUGACAUCGAAGAGGACAGCCAUGAUCACAUGUAUGUACAGACCUUCGUCCUCCCUGAUCUAACAAUCUUCUCCUCAGACUACCGUGCUUUCCUGGAGAAGGACCUCGUCGAAACCUCCACACUGGUCUCCUUGGAACAAGCAGGACGACUAAACUGGUGGGCAGAGAUGGGCAUCUGUCAGCGACUCCUUCCCAUGGCCACUUCAGGAGACGGUAACUGUCUGCUACAUGCAGCAUCUCUAGCGAUGUGGGGUAUCCAUGACCGGGAGCUGAUGUUAAGGAAGGCUCUGUACGAUACACUCACACAACAGACAUACAGCAAGGCCCUGUACAGGCGCUGGAGGUGGCAACAGACCCAGGUCAACAAAGAGUCCGGUCUGAUCUUCUCUGAGGACGAAUGGCAGCAGGAGUGGAAGGGAAUCCUGAAGCUGGCCUCCAGCCGUCCGAGAUCUCUCCCCGGCAUGUCCCGUCGCAGUAGUAGUUGUUGUGACAGCGCCAUCACUCAGGGAGGAGAAACAUUGACUCCCGUCGUGUACGAAAGUCUGGAGGAGUUCCACGUGUUUGUGUUGGCCCAUGUCCUACAGCGAGCUAUCAUUGUUGUGGCAGACACCAUUCUCAAGGAUUCCCAUGGGGAUGCUCUUGCUCCGAUUCCCUUUGGUGGGAUUUACCUGCCCCUAGAAACUGAGUCUAAGUCAUGCUAUAAGUCACCACUGCUACUCACUUAUGAUGCUGCUCACUUCUCUGCUCUAGUGCCUAUGGAAAAACAAAGCUCACCUCCCACUGAUGACAAAUCAGCUCUUCCAGCUGCAGUGCCCCUGGUUGGACCUGACCUUGUUCUGCUACCUCUACAUUUUGUGGUGGACCCAGGAGCAGGAUAUGAUUGGGGGCGUACCAACUGCAUUGGUGUUAGUGUGUGUAAUAGUCUGGAGGAUCGCAUCAACCUGCUACAACAGUUCCUAGAUAUGGACAAACUGCCCAUUCUUUGUGAGAGUGAUUAUGAUAGUGACGCACGCUCAACUGGCUCAUAUGAGUCUGACGAAAAUCUGGGGUGUAUUGGUAAGGAUAAAAAGCGUGACAGCAAAAUGUCUCAACAGAUCCAGAACAUGACAAAACAGUUUGGAAGUUUGGGUAAAAGUGUAGGUAAAAAGUUACGUAAGAACUUUGGAAGUGUGGGAAAGGCCCUCAAGUCAAUGGGGCCAGAUUCAGAGAAGGGGAAGCGUGUUGGUGGUGUUACACAAAGUACGAAGAUACCACUCACUAUAGCAGCCAUGUCAGACCAGGAACAGACUUUUGUUUGGUGCGCAAAACUCUCGGUAUCUCAUAGCCAGACUCAUAGACGUAUGAUCAACAAUUACCUUCAAGACUCUGAACUACGCUUCAAGCAAGAUCGGGAGUUGAUGAGACCCAGUCGGGAGGAAAUUAGGCGACGAUCUCUCGGCACUUAUGCUGAUGGUGAUCACUUGACCAAGUGUGUCACGUCUAACUGCAACAUGUACGGUAACCCAGAAACCUGCUACCUGUGUUCUAAGUGUUUCUCUGAGCAAAGACUUGAGGCUUUAGAGAAAGAAAAGUUGAGCAAUAAAUCUACUAACCCUCCAAAUCCAUCAAAAGGUUCAGAUCCAGUUAUCAAAAAAUGUGGCCAGUCCAUGUUUUACAUUUCACCAGAUGAGGUUGCUGAUGAUGAUGCAUUUGUCACAGAUCCAAAGCUGCUGGCAUCAAAGUCAAGUGCACCGACUUCACAGCUUAACAACAAACUCCACACAAAUGUCAUGUCUGCCCGAGAUAGAACGCCAUCUCCAGACUAUGAUAAUGUGGAAUACAAGACUUAUAACAAAACAGCUCCACACCCAUCGGGCCCAGGCCGAAUGUCUAAUUCUUCAACAUCUGGGCACUCAACAGCUUCCAACCCCUCAGGACCUGUCCAUGCUUCUGUUACACAACCAAAAAUGGCCAACACAGCUAACAAAGGGGUCGGGGCUCCAUGUAGAACAGCAGGUUGUACAUUUUUUGGAACAGAAGCCACUCAAUUCUAUUGUUCUGCCUGCUUCAAAAACUCAGCUGUUGCCCAGAAACCACAUGGUUACAUAGUGACGUAGCAGUAUUGGAGUACUACAUUAAUGUAUAUAUCUAUACGGGUAGAAACAGUCAUGCAUUUUGGGCUUACAACACAAGCUUCUUCGUAUGAUCUUACUUGUUUGACCAUUGAUUUAAUGUUUUUGAGUUCUAUUCAUCUUAUAUGCAAUACAUUUGUAUAGUCAUGAACGUUAAUGAAUUUUCCUGAUUUGAAUUUUAUUUAUUUCGUGCCAGCAUCAAAGAUGCGAGUGUCCCAUGGUGUUCAUCUCUCUGACCUUCUGUCCAUCCCCACUUCAUUUCUGGAGGUUUUCUCAAAAUCAAAGGCCAACAAUUCUGAUAUUUGGUAUAUUUUAUUUCAUUGUGAUGCACUGCAAUAGGUAGACAGGAGGAUGGAACAUACAACCUACAUACCUACCUUGUGGUAUCUCAACGCCUACUGUACAACAGACAGUAUGGUGUGAGACUUAAGCUAUAGUUAUGUAUUUAGUAUUAGACGUACAAGUUAUUUAAAGGCUAGUCUACCGUUACAACAUCAUCCAGUGUGGCUUCUAUAUAAUUACAUCAUUGUUUUGGUUCAGUUUUUUUGGAUUGUUUAAAUUUUUACAUGAUAUUAAUUAUUAGGUAUGUUUUAUGCAACAGGAUUUUUUGCUAGUAACAUUUCAAGAUUAUUGAUACUGCAUAUGGUUAUAUGUACCCUGAUAUCUUUUGUUAAAUGCUUUUAGAUAAAGCUUCAUUGACAUUCAAGAUGUCCCAUGAAUUCCUCAACACAAUUAUUCAUAUGUACAUUGAACUUUAACACCUGAAUAGAUUUUGGUGGUAAGUAUACCAUCAUCGAUCUGGGGUCAAGAGUCAAAGGUCACACUUAACCAGUGUUGUGAAGCAGGGGGUAUAUUUAGUGACCCCACUCCCGGCUACUUAUCAGUGGUCAAACAGGGUAUUGGUAUUUAUCAUGCAAAUGGCAUCCCCAUUGUCAGAAUAUACCCAACACAUAUAAAUGCUGUAUUCAGCAGUGACGGAAAACAGCUGUAUUUUAGAAUCUUAGUACAGUACAUGCGUCAAUUCAAUGACCUACUUCCAAGCGAGAAAAAAAAAAAUAUUUAAAAGGCGAAGAUAUUUGGAACAUUUUUGUUACCAUUUCAAUUAAAAAUGCUUAUUUUUUGAAACGUUUCAACUUAAGCACCAGGCCCACAUAGUCAUUUCAAUAAACUCUUCUAUAAAGAUAGCUUUAAUUGAUGUCAGAAAUCCAUGCAGUAGAUUAACAUUUGAUAAAAGUACUAACCAGAUAAAAUAUACUGUAAACUUUGAUAUAAUGCCCCAAACUUUGAUAUAAUGCCCCUUAAACUUGAUAUAAUACCCCUUAACCUUGAUAUAAUACCCCUUAACUUGAGAUAAUGCCCCAGACCAUGAUAUAAUGUCCCUAUAUUAUUUAAAGGAAAUCCUUGGUAUACAGUAAUGCCCAUUGACCUUGAUAUAAUGCCCCAAACCUUUGAUACAGUGCCCCUAAACCUUGAUAUAAUGCCCUGGACCAUGAUAUCAUGCCCCCAAACUUUGAUACGUAUAUAUAUAUAUACAGUGCCCCUAAACCUUGAUAUAAUGCCCCCAAACUUUGAUAGUGCCCCUAAACCUUGAUAUAAUGCCCCUAAACCUUGAUAUAAUGCCUCUAUAUUACAUUAUUAAGUAAAUCCUUGGUAUAAUGCCCUUUGCUUCAUUUCCCAACUUGCUUAUUGGUAAUCAUGAUUUAUAGUCCCUUUUUGACAUUUCUUUCAUCCUUUUAUAAAUCUUCCUUUACAUUUUGCCAAAGCCCUGACUGGACGGAUGAUGGAAGUAUAAAGAGUUUUUAAUGUACAUGUACUUAAUAAUAUAACCUGCUGUAUUGUAAUAAAUUGAUUGUUAUAAUUUUUCUUUUUUUUUUGCAGUUACACGUAAAUAAUAUCUUCAUUUUUAAAUGUUGCAUCUUUACGAAAUGAUUUUUCAUUUCAUAUAAUUAUAUAAUAAUUUAUAUAUAUAUAUAUAUAUUUGAUUUUCAUCUAAUGAUUUCAUAUGUUAAUAAUUCCAUAAUGUUCUUGUUUUUCAUGGUUGUAUUAAUAUUGAUUGAUUUUGACACUUUAACAUUGUCUCACCUCAUGAACAUUUCAUUUUCCUCAUGGUUCAAGAUGGGUUGAGCAUUUUGUAAUUUUUUAAUCAUCUUUACCAAAUUGCUGUUUCAUUGUUAACGUUUUAUUAUAUAUAUAUAAAUAGCACAAAAUGUGAUCAAGUGGCAGGUAAUCUCUAGUAUUUUGCUGAGAUAAAAGUUCUUAAAAAUAAAAUGAAAAUUUUCUUAAUGUUUUUUUUCUGAUGACAACAGCUUCAUUAAAAUUUCUAUGCUACCAGUAAUCACCAGCAAAAGCAUCAAGGAUGCAGCAAAAAUUGUUUGUUACAAUUUUCAUGUUAUUUUUGCAAGCUUCAUGAUCUGUUUAAUUUCUAAUGAAUAAUACCACUUAAAGUGUUUAGUUCCAACAUGUCUAAGGCCAAAGACAAGCACAAAUUACAAGUAUUCCUUAUAAUUAACACAUUAGGAUCUACUAAGGGUAAGACAAAUUUGUAUGCAAGCAAUUUUAUUGUAUUGUUGUUGCUGUUUGUUAAGACAUUUCAUGUGAAAAUAUAUACAUCCCAGUACUGUCAAACAGGAAAUGUUGAUGUUUACUUUCUUUUGUGGUUUUGAAAAUUCAGAUUAUUUUGUGGGUACAAAUCUGCAUGGUUAUCUCAUGCAGCAAAAAUACUGUACAUACAACAAUAUUUGUUGUAUUUAUAUUUGUGGUUAGCGACCAUGAAAACAAAAGUUUCUACACAACAAAAGUUUCAUGUUAUACAGUAUUUCAUAUCAGGUUGUUGCAUUGUUUUUUCGUCCAAUGCUUUAGGCAAAUUGCCCUCUCCAUUGUGAUAAGUUUUCAUGUUUUGAAGUUACUGCUAUGAAAGAUAAGUCCCAUAAUUACUUGUUAUGUUCAUACAUGUGUGCUUUUAAUUUCUCUUGAUUUUGCACAAUGAUGUAUGUACUGAUUUAGUAAUUGUUUUAUAGGUAAUUAUUCUAUGUUUUUUGCAGAAAAUGAGAUACUCAUUAUGUGGAUCCAUCCACUUUCCAUCCAUACAGCUGUGUGGAUCCUUUGCUGUCCAUCCAUACAUCUGUGUGGACCCUUUGCUGUCCAUCCAUACACUUGUCCCAUGUAUAUCAUUCCUCUGUCUGUAUGGAUCAAUCCUUUGUCCAUCUGUCAAUGUGGAUCUUUUGUUGUAUAUUUCCUGUCUGUGUGGAUCUAUCCUCUGUCCAUCCAUACAUCUGUCCAUGUGGAUCUUUUGUUGUAUAUUUUCUCUGUCUGUGUGGAUCUAUCAUCUUUCCAUCCAUACAUCUGUCCAUGUGGAUCUUUUGUUGUAUAUUUUCUGUCUGUGUGGAUCUGUCCUCUGUCCAUCCAUACAUUUGUCCAUGUGGAUCUUUUGUUGUAUCUUUCCUCUGUCUGUGUGGAUCUAUCUGUCCAUCCAUACAUCUGUCCAUGUGGAUCUUUUGUUGUAUCUUUCCUCUGUCUGUGUGGAUCUAUCCUCUGUCCAUCUUUACAUCUGUCUGUGUGCAUGGAUCCAUAUUUUGUCAUUCCACACAUCUGUCCAUGUGGAUUCAUCUGCUGUCCAUCCAUACAUCUAUCAGAGUUAAUCUAUAAUCUGUCCAGUCGUACAUUUGUCUUUCUAUCAGUUCUUCCUCUAAUCACCUAAUCAUGGUAUUAUUAAAGUCAAAGUGACAAGUCACUGGCUAUGUUUGAUCUCCAAUGGGAUGCAUGAUACAUUUAUAUUUACAACUAAUGAGACUGCUUGAUUCUGGUUGUUUUCAAUAAGUUUCCUAAGAUGGUCUAAUUUCACCCACAUGUAAACAUCAUGCUAAGCUUUAAGUAAUCAUGAAAGUGGUGCUUGGUUAUAUAUGUAUAUAUGAUGAGACUACUGUAUUUUGGGUGGUUAAUAUGCCUGUUUACAAUAACUACCCCAUCAAUGGUUAGAAUUUAACUCAAUUUGGUAUAUUUUUAUCAAAUUAUGCACUGUAUGCAGUAUUUAUAUCCAUGUUAACCAAAUCUGUUAUUGAAUCAUAUAAUAAAGGCAAGUCUUUACACUUCAUAUGUUUACAUCAGAUCUCAACAGUAGACUACACCAGUGUUCUGAAUGUGGAGGAUGCAAAUUGCUUCUGGUACCUAAUUAGUUCUCCCCCAGCCCCGGAAGGAGGGUGACUAUAUACUGUAGUUUUGGGUCCAUCCAAGUUCUUCCGUCCUUCGACUAUCUUAUCUGGGUUAUCUUCUACACUGUUUGGAACUUGUCAUUCAUACUUGGUAUGGGUUCACCUUGGUAAGGCAAUGUGUCAGGUAUCAGAAUAAGGUCAGUCUGACCUGCAUUUUGACCUUUGAUCUGCAUAAAAAAGAGUUUGUUUGGGCUCUAUUUCCUGUACUAGUCACUGUAACAUCAUACCUGGGGUAUGGGUUUACCUAGGUGAGGUGGUGUGUUAUGUAUCAAAAGUAGGUCACUCUGACCUACAUUUAUGAUUAUGACCUUCAACCUUCAUAAUAAAGAGUAUGUCUGGACUAUAUAUCCUGCACUAGAUACUAGUCACUGAACUUCCUACCUGGGGUAUUGGUUUACCUUGACCACUGGAGCUUCAUACUCGGAGUAUGGGUUCACCUUCAUUAUUACAAAUUUCUUAUUUAUGCUUUCAUGGCAUAUAAUUUCACUUCUGGUGGGGGAUUAUUUCAUUGAUUUGUCUUAUUUGAAAUAUGGUUCUAAACCUCAUGUUUAAAGAUAAAUCUUUAAUGAAUUAGUGCUUAAUAUACCAUCAAAUUUAAUUUUAUUUUCAUAGUUUAUAUUCAGUUAACAACUGUUUUAAUUAACAUCUUUGUCAAAUGUUCUUUGGUUGAUUUCUUUAAUCAUCUUCAUGUUCUUUUUGACAAUUUUGAAUAAAAUGACAUCAAAGUUGAAAUGCUGAAAGUUUAAGCACAAAUUAAACAGUGAUAAUUACUUUUUGGUUCAGUUCCGGACACUUUUUAUUCGAGCAUGGGCUUCCAGCUGUAAUACUAAUCCAAUACCUCCUGUAACUUCUGAAUAUUUUAGCUUUAAAUUUUAAUGUUUAUUGAUUCUUAUUUCUUUUUGCACUCAAAUUUUGUUGUGAUGCAGCCAUGCUAUAAACCAUAUAUAUAAAUGUUAACUUAUCAGAUUAUAAGGCUCGGGGGCCGUGGUGGCCGAGUGGUUAAGGUGUCCCGACACUUUAUCACUAGCCCUCCACCUCUGGGUUGCUAGUUCGAAACCUACAUGGGGCAGUUGCCAGCUACUGACCGUAGGCCAGUGGUUUUUCUCCGGGUACUCCGGCUUUCCUCCACCUCCAAACCUGGCACGUCCUUAAAUGACCCUGGCUGUUAAUAGGACGUUAAACAAAAACAAACAAACCAAAUUAUAAGGCUCAGUAAUCUGGAAUAGUCCAUAACAGUAAAGAAUAUGGACUCUAAUAUUUCCAAACUACAUUCUUGUUCUGCUAACCAUAUGUGAUAAUAGGUUGCAGAGCUCCUGUUGUUUUAAUCUACCCAGAUAUGAAAAUGGCCACCAGUUUGUGCUGGGAAGUCAGACAUAUCAGUAUAGAUCAUAUCAAAAAAGUAAUUUGAUUAUUUAUAGUGAGUUAUCAAUAGGAAUUGUGUUUUAAACUUGUUAAAUCACUGAUUGAAAAAUCUAUGAUAAAUAUUAUAUGGUGUAGGUGUAUAAGUUUGUACUGUUAACAUUGUUACAGGGUUAUCCACUAAGGUAUUGCUGAAAUAAGCAUUGAAAUAUGCAAUCUAAAUAACUUUUCAGUAUUUACAAUACAGGUACUUUGUACUUGUACAAUUCACGUCAUGCAUGUGAAUCUCAUUUGUGAUAUGCAAUGUAUAUUAAAAUUUAAAAAUCAAAUGGAAAAUAAUACACAUUUCAACAAACAUCUGUUGAACAAUUGUUUUAAUGUUAAUUGUUGAGAUAUUAGAACAAACUUGAUGUGUGUUUAAAACAUACUCUCAGACAAGACCGAGAAUCCUCUGAUACAACAGACCUUACUACAUAUGGCUGUUUCUUCUACAUGAUAUUCACAUGGAUGCACAGAUCAAAGAAUGUUAAGAUUAACAGAUACAUUUUACUCCAAGUUUUGUUCAGCCAACAUGGAUUGUGAAGCAGAAAGAAAUUGAACUUCAACCAAACUAGAAAAAAUGGAUCAUAUUAUCAUGUUAUACAAAAAGCAAAAUAUGUAGGAAAUGAAAAUUAAUUUUGAAAUAAAAAAGAAAUAAUUUUAAAAAGCAUUUUUUUAUCAGAUGAAACUUGUUAAUGAUAAAUGCAAUUUGAUUUUUAAAAUUAAAACAUCAGCAAGAAGAUUAUUUGGAAGAGUGCAAGUUUAUUUGAUUGAGUUGGUUUCUAGAGAACAGCAAACCUGUGAACAAGUCCCAUCCUUAUCACUGGGAUAAACCUUUUUGUUCUGUGACAGGGCUGAAAGACAUUUUCUUCUGUAAGCAAAAGUGUUCUAGCUACAAGGUCAAAUCCCUUUAGGUCAAAUCAUUCUAGUUAACUUUUAAUAUAACUAUAUAUUUAACCUUAUUUAUUUUACAACAAUUGCAAAACUACUUACAUUUAUCACUCUUAUUGGCCUGGAUAGGAAUCUGAGAUGGGUCUUACUAUGGGAGGAAAUGUAAGAAAACCGACAAGGUCGGGCAAGUGACCUUGAGGACCUUUUCAGUUCGACCAGACUGUACUGAUAGAUAUGAGCUGAUUUUGAUUAUUAAAAUCAGGAUACCUCUAUGUUAUGUCUACCUCCUGUUUAGACAGACAUUGAUAGGGAUUACCUAACAUUUACUUGUGAUAUCCAUUAGAAGGUCAGGCCAGUACUUUGUUUUUGAUAUUUUUUCUUGCAAAUGGUCCAUAUUUGAUACCUAUUCAGAAUAAUUUUCUCCUUGUUUGUUUAUCAUGCACAAUGCAUUUGGGUAAUUUUCAUAUUUCAUAUGUUAAAGUUUACCACAUAACUCAUGAUUCCAUUGAUUUAGUGAAUCAUAAUUUAUACAUGAGUGAUGUUUUAAGAGGUUUCAUAUACAUAUUAAUGUUUCACAUAAUUAUUUUCAUGAGUGUUGAAAUAUCUUUGCAUAUAUGCUAGCAUAGCUGUUUACAUGAACUGUAUAUGACCUAAUUAGGGCACCUGCCCUAAUAAGGGCGCCCCUACCUUUUUCCAAGAAAAAAACCUUUGACUGCAUGUCAAAAUGAUGUGAAAAAGUAAUAAUCUAUGUGAAAAUGUUUUGCUUCUUUUUGUGUUUAAUUUUCUUUAGCAAAAUUACCCGUAGUCACCAGACAGAAGUCAUGGCAACAUUGUCUAAGCUUAUACAAUUUUACAGGAAUAUUCCAUUGAUAUUUAAGCUAAAUAAAUGAUCAUGAAUAGGUAUCUUCAUCCAGAACAUUUUUAUAACCUAUUAUUUUACCAUUUCCGCAGCCUUGGAUAUUCUGCAAUAAGGUAUGGUCUGUUUUAUAAAACUUCAGAAUAACGAACCUUCAUAAGGGCGCCCCCACAGUCAAUUAAUCGCGCCUUGCGCCCUUAUUAGGACAAAUACGGUACAUGUGUCAGCGUGACUGUUUUACAUGUACAUGUGUCAGCAUGACUGUUUUACAUGUGUACAUGUGUCAGCGUAACUGUUUUACAUUAACAUGUGUUAGCAUAGCUGUUCACAUGAACAUGUGUUACCAUAACUAUUUAUAUGUACAUACAUGUUACUUGUUGAUAAUAUGCAUUUCAGAUUAUUUAAUGUUAAGACAAACUUAACAUUGAUGUAAAACACACAAAAAGUAUUUAUUAUUUAUUUUUAUUUUUAUUUAUCAUUAAUAUUUUUUAUUAAUUUUUUUUCAGUUUGUUAAUUUUGAUAUUUAGAUUGAUCUUGUGUUCCUCAUAAAAAUCGUUCAACUUUUAGUCAGUUUCAACAAAAUAUUAUUUGUUGGUUACCUAACAUAAUAUUGAUGACUGGUCCCUAACCAGCACCAGUACUCCGAUGUAUUAUACCAAUGUUAUCAUGCUCUAUAUCUUCCUGCCAUGCAGAAUGUAACGGUAUGUAUAUAUAUGUACUGUAUAUAUAUAUUUGCUAGAUACUAUACUUGCGAACAAUGUCCUUGAAGUUUGUGUACAAAUGCUGUCUGUCAACUGUUGACAAAGUGGAAGUCAUUGUACAUAAAGCUGAGAAUUAGUGUGCCUGUAUGAAUGUCUGUACAUACUGCUGUAUUCAGUGAGAAUAUGUGGAUAAAUCAUAAUGAUGUAUUUUCUGAGAAUGAUAGGUGUUUAGUGUAGAAGUACUCAUUAUGUAUAAAUGCAAUUCCCUAGCUUAGUUAAGAAUAUCCAUUUUCCUGAGAAUGAGUAAAGAAACAUUUCAAUGCAAGGGAACAAUGAGAAUGAGUGGUGAAAAUAUCACAAUUAUACGUGAUUUAGCCUGAAUUGUCUCAGGAUUUGUAUACAUUGUAGGUACAUGAACACAUGUAUAUAGGUUAUUUUGAAUUUGUAUUCAUAGAGAGGACAGCUUGUAAGACUGAUGGAGUGGUACAUUUCUAUGUUGGAUGAGUGUUAAUAAAUUUAGAACAACGAUAGUCUGUAAUGUCCUAGGUCAGGUAGAGCAGAGAACAUAUAGGUAGUGUUGGCCAAGAUAUUCUUAAUUGGUUCUGUAUCGUAUAGAGUAAACAAAAGGUAGUUAAAAACUAUCCAAUAAAGUUAAAGUGUGUGUUGGGGGUGGGGAUGCUGUUCCAUAGCAAGAUAGUGGGUAACAGUGGAUCCACUAGAGGGAGCUGUCUUAUAUAACAAAUGGUAUGUACACUGUCCUCUGUUGGAAGUUAUUCUGAAGGAAAGGUAGUACAUGUAUACUGUCCACUAGGGGGGGUUGUUACAUAUAACAGGUGGUAUGUACUGUCCACCAGGGGGAGCUGUUGUAUAUUGUCCCCAAGAGAAAGUUUUUCUGUAAGGAAGGUAGUACAUGUAUACUGUCCACUAGAGAGGGUUGUAACAUAUAACAGGUGGUAUGUACUGUCCACCAGGGGGAGCUGUUGUAUAUUGUCCCCAAGAGAAAGUUUUUCUGUAAGAAAGGUAGUAUAUUCUCCACUAAAAGGAGUUCUUACAUAUACCAGGUCAUACAUGUUCUGUCCACUAGGGACAGCUGGUGGUACACUGCCCAGUAGAGGGAUUUGUUACAUAGAACAGGUAUGUAGUAUGCUGUCCACCAGGGGGAGCUGUUUACAAAGUUCUUGUUGAGGGGAUAUUAGAUUACUAUCUGGUACAUGUACUUCUGCUAGAUGGAGAACUGCUCAGUACUCAGACAGGAAAGGAGUUGUUACAAAAACAUGUCUAGUGCAUGGAGGAAUGUUCAAUACUCCACCAGAGAUCCAUCAGACAGGGAGCUGUUUAAAGGAUGAGGAACAAGUGGCUGUCCACAGUAUGUUUUACAAUGUGGAUAUUUAAGUUUUGUUUCCCUUUCAUUUAAGUUGUACUUUAUUUUACCUGGCUGCGGUGUGACAUGUGUUUUUUACUCUGGAAAAAUGGAAUAUUGGCAUAAUUUAGUCUAAGAUUCUGUGUUCGAUGUUCAAGGAAUUGUUCUUAAAGUCUUCCAGAAAUUUCAUCACUGAUGCAGCAUGUAUAAUGUACUGUACCUUUUGUUUUAAGUUUUCAUGUGUUGCUAUUGAAAGAUUAUUUAAACAUAGGGAAAUUAUAUCGGUCAAGCUGCCACACCUGAGUUUGAAACAAUGACAUGCUUUGUUUUCAGAAAACAGUUAAUAAUUUGUUUUCAGAAGGUGGUGUAGUUCAAAAUGAAAUGUUUUGCAAUGAGUAGUCUACAUUAUAUUCAUUGUUAUUGGUGCAAUGUUCACGUAAUUGUAAUCAAUGUGGCAAGUUAUUGAAGUUAGCUUUUUGUUGAUUGAAAGUUUAACAGUUGAAUAUACUGACCAGGUUUGCUUCUUCAUAAAUUGAUCCUCAAGACUGUCGUACAAGGAUUGACAGAGAUCUCUACAAUCAUACUUCAGUAAGCAUCAAAUGAAACCUUCAUUUGUAGGCAUAGUCAUUUUUGGAUAUUAAUAUAACACAUCAUGCAUGUGCUGGUGUUCAGUAUACUUCUAAAGUUGUCGGUAUACAUACUAUUUAAAGCUAGCUUGUGUUUGAAUUCAAUACAUGUAUCAGUGUUAUAAAGACUGAGAGUAAUUUUUGUUUUGCUUGAGAGUAGUUAACUUCAUAAUCAAUGUAAUAAUGAUGGGGACAGUUUGCCAAGAAAGAUUAAAUAACAGAAAAGAAAUAUUAUUAUGAUAUUAUGAUAACAUCAAACAAUCAGUUGCAUAAACAAAUGCUCUUUUAUUUACCAGAAUAACUUUGUUUACAGGGCAUUCAUUCAGCUAUUUGUUACUGAUUUUGUUUUGAUUUUCUGAAUUGAUCUUGAAUUCAGAAUAAUUGUUUGUCAGCAAAGUAAGUUCCAUUAGGACUUAAGUUUCAAUUAAGAAUUCCAAUAUUUUUGUAAGGGUUACCUAUUUAUUGGGGUAAUAAAGUAAAGAAAGCCGAGGUGAAAUGCACAAUUAAAUAUAUUUACUCCAUUAAGCCAGAUGUAAUAUGUGCAUGUCUUUGUUCCUUUGUAUUUUGUUAUAUAUUAUAAAAAAUAGUAUGGCUUUAUUAUAAUUUUUUGUGCUUUUUAUUGAAAAAAAAAAACGAAUUAUAUACAAUAUAUUAUUUUCCUUUGUUCAUUAAAGUUGAGUCAUUGUGACAUU
Molecule: messenger RNA, 14564 nt
Organism: Pecten maximus
Lineage: Eukaryota; Metazoa; Mollusca; Bivalvia; Pectinida; Pectinidae
Product: OTU domain-containing protein 7A-like
Exons: 9
Coding region: 275-3817 (1180 amino acids)
Biological process (GO): cell migration; positive regulation of Wnt signaling pathway; cytoskeleton organization
Cellular component (GO): nucleus; cytoplasm
Molecular function (GO): DNA binding; cysteine-type deubiquitinase activity; K63-linked polyubiquitin modification-dependent protein binding
Source: RefSeq, a predicted model, not a curated record